AUGGACUUCACGCGUCUGAUUCUGGAUCAGCCCGGACAGCUGCGCAGAAUUGGGAUGGGACACUGCGGCUCAGUAUGGGCCAACGACGAGCAGAGCAGUGCCAGCGCAGGAACGACCUUUGUCAUCAAGAGAGAAGACUGUGGUCCCGGCCGAUCUAUCAAGAAAGAAUUCGACAUGCACAAGAUCAUCAUGGCUGCGCAACAUGCUCACCGUAGCCCUGCUACUAUCUUCGUGCCCCAGAAUCGGGGCUUCCUCGCAACAUCAGAUCCCCGAUGGACCAACAUCUUGCCACGGCUGCCAAACAAUUUUGAGCCCUGCAACGCCAUUAUUAAUGAAAGGAUUCCCGCACUUGGAGUCACGGGCCGUACCACACUUGUCCACCGAUUUUGCCCCAACACACAGGGACUCCAAGAUUGGGUCCUCAAGGACGUCAACAACAGUGAUUGUCUCGCACGCGUCUAUCUCGGCUCGCGUAGACAACAAAGACCCAAAGAUGGUCCUCCGCUCCGGUUCUUCAAACUCCGCGACAUUCCACUACACUUGGACCAAUUUUCAGAACUAGACGUCGACCCGAUCCCUUACGCCAGGGCAAUGGCCGAGGGUUUGGCCUUCCUGUGGUUCCAGGCCAGAGUCGACGCGAACGACGUCGAGUUCGUGCUGGCAAGCCCUCCAGCUGCAAACCAAGUAGAUAACAACGAUAACGCGAUAUUCGAGUCCAAGACACUUGGCCGACACGCAAUGUGGGUGCUCGACUUUGACUGCUGCAACCCACUCUCCAUGGAUAAUGACGGUGUCGAGGCUGCUGCCAGAUGUUUCUGGCGCAAUGACCCGUAUUAUCCCCGACCACCUCUGCAGACCGACAACGCAGCCAAAGACGCUUCCUCACGCUCGCUGCUCGAGGACGAACAGCGGACCGAACCAGCCAAAGAUGGCUCCACGACUCUCGAGGACGCACUAUGGACAGAAUUCUCCAGAGCUUUUCUGGCAGCCGGCGAGAAGAUUUUGAUGGAAGACGAUGAUUUGCGGGACCUGCCAAAACUGGUCCUCGACAGGAUCAACGCCACACGGGGGCUUUAUGACAAGACGCCUUGCGUCUUCUAGAAGGCGGAGAUUGGGACACUAGUAUAGGUUAUACCGCCGAGCAGUUUUAUCCAGUCGUUACAUGAAUUCACA
Microdochium trichocladiopsis is the source of this 1173-nucleotide messenger RNA. Its product is annotated as zinc finger protein-domain-containing protein. NCBI's taxonomy places the organism in Eukaryota, Fungi, Ascomycota, Sordariomycetes, Xylariales, Microdochiaceae. The transcript has 2 exons. Bases 1 to 1101 code for a protein of 366 amino acids. The record is from RefSeq and is a predicted model, not a curated record.